GCGCGCGGUGCAUUGUGGGCGAAUCCCGCCGCCCGCCGCGGCUCCUCCGAGGGGGAGACGAUGCGCCCGGGGCCGCCCCGCUACCGCAGCCGCAGCGCCCGCGGGCCGGCGGCACCGGGACCGGUGAAGCCGCGCUGACGGCGCGGGGCGUGCGCUGCCUACGCCGGCCGCAGCGGGAGGCGGCGGGGCCAGACAUGCUUUGAAUAACAAAUCCAGAAUUUCUAAAGCUGGUGCCCUUGCAUGCUUAUGAGAAGAAUAUGUCACAGAGGAGACUUUAAGCCACAACUGCUAGGAGUCGAGCCUGCUCUCUGAGCAGGAUUUGCAACAGCAGAGGCAGGCAAUGAAGGAAGAUGUGUGUCGACAAGGAACAAUUCAGAACCUUUCGAGCUCCUGCUGUCAGACCUACGCUAAUGUAUGACUUGUUUUAAAUUGCUGUUUCAAGUUCAGCAGGAGGCUUCCAGAGGUGAGGAUGUGUCCUGAAAUAAAGUGACAUAUUGCAAUUCCUCAACAGUGAGAUAAAGACACUUAGGACUAUCCAGGACCUUUAGUAAGAUGAUAAAUGGCUCAUUUAAAUUGGGAGCUACUAAAAUACUCUCUGGCUGGCAAAUGCAGUGCCUAGCAGCAGUCAUCAAGGACGAACCAAACAUGAGUGGAGGAGGGGAGCAGGUCGACAUCCUUCCGGCCAAUUAUGUGGUCAAAGAUCGCUGGAAAGUGUUGAAGAAGAUUGGUGGCGGUGGCUUUGGGGAGAUUUAUGAGGCGAUGGAUCUGCUGACCCGGGAGAAUGUGGCCUUGAAGGUGGAAUCAGCCCAGCAGCCCAAGCAAGUUCUCAAGAUGGAAGUGGCUGUCCUGAAGAAGCUGCAAGGGAAGGAUCAUGUUUGCAGAUUUAUUGGCUGUGGAAGGAAUGAAAAAUUUAAUUACGUGGUCAUGCAACUUCAGGGCCGAAAUCUUGCAGAUCUCAGAAGAAGUCAGCCUCGAGGGACUUUCACGCUGAGCACAACACUGCGAUUAGGCAAACAGAUUCUGGAGUCAAUAGAAGCCAUUCACUCCGUGGGAUUCCUGCAUCGUGACAUCAAGCCUUCCAAUUUUGCCAUGGGCCGCUUACCUUCAACGUACAGGAAAUGCUACAUGUUAGACUUCGGUCUGGCCCGUCAGUAUACCAACACCACUGGUGAAGUCAGGCCACCUCGCAACGUUGCUGGUUUUCGAGGAACAGUCCGUUAUGCUUCGGUGAACGCACACAAAAACCGAGAGAUGGGUAGACAUGAUGAUCUGUGGUCCCUCUUUUACAUGUUGGUGGAGUUUGCAGUUGGUCAGCUUCCAUGGCGAAAGAUCAAAGAUAAGGAACAAGUUGGCAUGAUAAAAGAAAAGUAUGAACACCGAAUGCUGCUAAAACACAUGCCUUCAGAGUUCCACCUGUUUCUGGAUCAUAUUGCAAGCCUGGACUACUUCACUAAGCCAGACUAUCAGCUAAUCAUGUCCGUGUUUGAGAACAGCAUGAAAGAAAGAGGCAUCACUGAAAAUGAAGCCUUUGACUGGGAGAAGGCUGGUACAGAUGUCUUAUUGUCCACUAGCACCUCUACUCCACCACAGCAAAACACCAGGCAAACCGCAGCCAUGUUUGGGGUGGUUAAUGUCACUCCAGUACCUGGGGAUUUGCUUCGUGAGAACACUGAGGAUGUCCUACAGGGUGAACAUCUGAGUGAUCAAGAGAAUGCUCCUCCCAUCCUGUCAGGCCGGCCAGCAGAAGGUCUCGGCCAGACACCAAACACCGCUUUCAAUGAGGCUGAAGUUUGGGAAGAGACAGAUGUGAAUCGCAACAAACUCAGGAUCAGCAUCAGCAAAACUCAGUGCAUGGUGGAAGAGGAGCAGAGAAAUGGUGUCUGCCCCAGCUCUCCUGUCCGAGUGCCUCCGGAGUCCCCUACUGCGCAAGCGCGCUCCCUAAGAUACCGCCGUGUGAACAGCCCCGAGUCAGAACGCCUCUCCACUGCUGAUGGCAAAGCAGAUAUACAUGAAAGAAGGUCUCGAAUGGAUUUACCUGGCUCUCCAUCACGGCUUGUGUGCUCCUCCCAGCCAGCCCAGAUGCUGUCCAUUGACACUGGCCAAGCUGACCGGCAGGCAAGUGGUAGGAUGGAUGUGUCUGCUUCAGUGGAACACGAAGCCCUUAGCAAUGCCUUCCGCUCAGUGCCACUUGCAGAGGAGGAGGACUUCGAUAGCAAGGAGUGGGUUAUCAUUGAUAAGGAGACAGAGCUGAAGGACUUUCACCCAGGUGCUGAGCCAAGCACCUCUGGAACCACGGAUGAGGAGCCCGAGGAGCUAAGACCUAUUGAAGAUGGUGAGGAGAGGAGGCGCUUGGGGGCAGAUGCUGCAGUCAGGCCGAAGACGCAUGAUGGGCGAAGUCGGGGUAUGCAGCCUGUGACUGAGGAGGACAGUUCCCACAGACAUGAAGGACCUUCUCAAACAGUGUCUGACAGUAAACACGAACAGCAGGCAGGAAGUCCAGCCCACUCCCCCCUACACUCAGCACCAGCGAUCCGACAAAGGAGACGAGAAUCUGAACCUACUGGUCCUCAGAGACAGGCAUAUACACUGAAGUCAUUUGAAAUGAAUGGUCUGCCCAAGGCGGUGCCUUUAAGUUUGCCUUAUCAAGACUUCAGAAAAGAUGUGUCAGACUACUGGGAGAAGCCUAAAGUAUCCCAGCGGAUAAAGAGAGUUGAUUUCUCAAAUGUUGUCUUGACUGCUCCUUGCAAACCCCUGGAACCUUAUCUGGAAAUGAAUGGAAAAGAGGAGGAGGAAGAAGAUGAGGAAGAAGACGAGGAGGAAGAAGAAGAUGAGGAGGAAGCAGAGGAGGAAGGGGAUGAGAUUGACAUGCAUAGUGGUUCCAGCAGUGACCUGAGUCAAAAAAGCACAGAGCGCAGCCAGGAGUGUGCACCAUCCACACUCCUGGCCGAUGACCAGAAGGGAUCCAAGGGUCGGGCUUCCACGGCUGAUGGGGACCUGGAACUGGAGGAAGGCUCGAAAACACUAGUGCUGUUUUCACCAGGUGAUCUGAAAAAGUCCCCGGUGACCACAGACUUGGCUCCAGAAGUUGAUCUGGGGACUCUUGCUGCACUGACACCUCAGAGCGAGCGGCCGCAGCCGAUGGGUAGCCAACUAGAUGUAUCUGAGCCAGGGACCCUGUCCUCAGUCCUUAAAUCUGAACCAAAGCCUCCCGUGGCAGUGGCUACAGCUUCUUCCCCAUUUACCAAAGUUGAGCGCACAUUUGUUCAUAUAGCUGAAAAGACCCACUUAAAUGUCAUGUCUUCCAGCGGCCAGCUGAUGAGGCAUGAGGAGUACUGCCCUCCAGGCCAGUUUGAAGAGGUGAUUAUUGAAGAGGAGCUGGAAGAUAACCUGGUGCUGGUAGAGAAUGGAAGCAUCCAUUCGGGGCUAGAAGGGGCAGAGACAGAGAGCUGUGCACUUUCGGCUAAUCACAUUGAAAUCACCUCGGAGACGGUGGGAGAGCAGCUGGCCAUUCCCAAUGGCGUAGCAAAGCCUCCUGAGGACAAGCCAGAGUCCUCAGACAAAGUAGCGCUCUCGCUGGAUUUGGAAGAGCCUGCUAAGGUUGUCACAAAGGAGCCUGACCUUGAGAAGUCAGCAUCAGUAACAGAACACCUUAAGCCAGCAGAGAUCCUCCUGGACACACCACAGCAGGGUCCCAGGAGGCCUCUGGGCUCUAGAUAUAGAAGUCGGAUACCCAUUUUGUUCUCCGAGGAGGACACCGGCUCAGAUCUUUCAACUUCACUCUCAGCCAAAGAGAGGCUUUAUAAGAGGGCAAAGCAACCUGACUUGGCUCGUCUCGUGAUGGAGAAGAGGCAAAACCGCCUCCUUAGGCUGGCCUCAGGGGCGUCCUCCUCAGCAUCCUCCAGCGAUGAGAGGCGGCGGGCCUCAGAAACCCUGUCAGCCACCGGUUCUGAGGAGGACACCCAUGACUCUGAUGACUCCAUCCCACGAAAGGCAGGGAAGGAGAAGGCUGGCCUCCUGGGGAAAGAAGAGAAACUCAUAAGCACAAAGAGCAGAAUUCCUCGGCCCAUCACGCCAGUGAAAACACCGCUAGAGGCAAUGAAGUCUGAGAGCUCCACAGCCAUGGCAAUGGCAGUGCUGUGUAGCUCCCCACAGGAUGCAGCUGUUGCCCACAGGCUUCAGGCACAGAGACCAGCUGGAAAUGUCCCAAACGAUUGCCGAACAACACAGACACAAAGUCGGCUGCCUCCUUCACCAAGUUCCACUUCUCUUCCUCCACGGAGCAGCUCACGGAGGUCCAGUUGUGCAUCCCCUCGGAGCCCUGUUCUUCCUUCAAAAAACCCCAGUGCUUCCCCCAGAAGCCAGUUGCUGCCUCGGAAGGAAAGUCCUUCUCCCUGCCGGCAGCAUAAGCCAGGGACUGCUCUUCAGCGAGUUCCACCUUCCCCCCGACCUCAGCCCCAAGCUCAGGCCCUGGGGCCAACAGGAGACUCCCUGCCCUCUCCUGGUGUGGCCAAAAAACGUCAAAGAGGAAAAACCCAGACUCAGAGUCCAGCAACCAAAGGAAAGCAGGUGUCCCCGGAAAGUAAGGCAGCUGCCAGAUAAUGAUCUUCUGCCAACCCGACAGACUGGGUAACUUCUGCAUAUAGUAUACACUUGAGAUGCUGCAGCACAGCCUUCCAUGCCGGAACCACGAGUGUAUAGCAGUAGCUGUACUUCAAUGCUUCACUCACUCUCCCCCCACACCGUCGCAAUCAGCUCCCACGGGCCUGAGAGCCUCUGAGCCACGGAGCCUUCUUCGAGGGAAACAUCCAGUCCGCAGCUCACGCUUGCUAAUAUACAGCACCAAGCAGCGACCCAGGCAGCCUGCCUAGUGCCUGACCCUCCCCUCUCCCUAGGCAUUCCCCUCUCUCUGUUAGCAAUACCAGUCGCCAAUACCGACCCUGGCUUCGGAAAGAGGAGCAGAGGUGAUGAGAGCAAGGCCUGCUGGGGAGGAAGGCUCCUGUCCUGCAAGCAGCUCCCUCCUCUCUCUUUGCUGGAGAACACCAGCCUUGGCUGCCAGCACCUGAGUGUUGGCUCACCUCCUGCCACCCGUGUAAGCAAAGGAUUGUCACCAGCUCAGCCAAGGGUGAUGGAUGUGUCGUUGUGAGCUGAGAGGAGAGGAGCAGGAGAGGGGUGGAGGGGGUUUUCCUCUCCUUUCCAGAGGUGCCUCUGCAGGCAGGAGGGGGAGACAGGCAGGUCUUGCUGGAUCCUCCUACCUGCUCCAGUAUGUCCCACAGAGGAGGCAGUCUGUUUCUGCAGAUGCCUGUGUGGCAGGUAUUUAGGUGGAAGUAGGGAUGUAUUGGCAGCUUGCUGGGAAAUCAAGAGCGCUUGCUAAUUGAUGUGGAAGAGAGCACACUGCAGCUGCUUCUGUCUCAAAUACCGAACUGUGACCUGCGGAGACCACAUCUCCCAACACGGGUGGUUCCUCUCAACCGAAGUGUGGCUGGUGCUGCAGUUCUGUAGUCCACCAGACACAGCUCCAUCCUGAAGAUGUGAAUAGUCACUGGAUGCCUUCAGCUCGGGUGCCCUCUGCACCUAAAUUCCUUGUGCUUUAUUGUUCACGCUCUUGGUGUUUGUGAAUUUUGGCACUGUGGUUGAAAGUUCCCCUACACAGCAGGGUGGGAAAUAAUUAUCUUGUAGUAUAUUCAAAAGCUGCUGCUUUGCAAGGAGAGGUUUGCUGGUACACCGUGGGUAUCUCGUGCAUUUCUAAGGGGGAGAUCGGGUUUAUGUCUUUCUCUUUCUCGGUGCUCAGCUCUUCCACAUGUUGCAUUAGAACUAACAAUGUGAAUACAAAAGCAAGGGCUGUGCUCUUCAAAUAAUGUUAUCAGAGCAGAAGCUUAGCUCUCACUUAGAAUUAUGCACCAACUUUUUAGCCCCCCAACUAAUUAGGAAGGUUUGAAAAUUCGAGCCAGGAGGAUUGCUACCUGUCUGAGCCUGAUGAGAUCUUGAAGUAGUCACAAAAUUUUCCCCUCGCCGCACAGGGGGAAACACUCCAGACCCAAAUACUUUGGGCUUCACUCCGUUGUCAUGCCUAAAAGAGGUUUUGCAUGAGGCAGAACAAAAAUGCGGAUGUUCUGCCCACCCAUUCCUGCAGCUGCAACUAGCAGCGUCAGUAAAUAUUUGCAGACAAAAAAGCUUGAUGGAGGAAUCUGGAUGGCACUAACCUUGAUUCAUUGAACACGUAUACAAACAGCCACAUUCAUGGCCAUCAAGUCCAAGGAAUCCUGAAGUUGUUCACAUCUACAGGAACUGCUCUGGAAAGCGUGGAGCAUGAGAGCUGUCAUGGGGUGGCUGGGAGAACAGGGCACUCCUUGAACAUCUGAAGAGGGAAAUGCCUAGAAAUAGGUGAUGGGAAUUACCUCUUUACACAACAGUUUCAGUGUUGGCAACACUAGGAAUUUAUUUUAUACAGCUCAAAAUGUUCGUUGGUCUCCUUAAAAGUUGUUCGCCCUUAUAGAGUAAGAAGCAUAGCUUCUAGUCUAAAAACACAUCCCAGCUCUCAUCUCUGAAGAGAAGCAUUGGGAACUCCACACCCAGAUUUUGGUUUGAUGGACAGAGCUAUCUUUGCCACCAACGGCAGAGGUCCCUCCAAGUUCCAGCUGCUUUUUGCACUGUCCCACCUGAUGCUGGGGCAGCUCUUUGGUGAAAUGGCUGGAAACACGGAUCCAGUGGGACAACAAGCACUCUGGUUUGCUGGUUUAGUUUUCACCUGUUCAUCAGUCAGGUUCAGCCUUUGGUCACACAAACACUUCUGCCAGAAGUGGAGGAAGGAGAGGACAGAGAGUGCAUCCACUUCUUCUGGGGGCACGAUGACUUCAUGUGAGUUUGAGGUGUUGGUCCAACUACGGCCUAAAUAUGCCUCACGUGUUUUGAAACCAGAAAACAGAAUAAACCCAAACAUACAGAUUCUUUCUGGAAAUACAAAUGGUAAUGACACUCCUAUUGCUUUGUCAAGAGACCAUUCAUUCUGGAGUGUUUAGAUGGUAAGACUUUGUCAGCAAAGCCAUUACCAGAUGCUUCAUCCAGGUCUUACACACACAUGCCAAAAAUUCAUUGAAAGAGCUUGAAAAGAGUGCUAUAGGACUAUUUAUAGGAUUAGCAAACCUGCCUUAUCAUGGGAGGCCAAUGAAGCACAAUCAUUGUAUUUGUUCAAGAGAAAGUUUAAAUUAGAGUUGUCCAUGGCCCAGCUAUACCCAUGUCAGGGAGGAAGCUCCAGGGCAGAAAUCUAUCUAGCACAUGAAAGCAGGAAAGACUGAGUAGCUGAGAAUGGCAGGUGAAGAAACUGGGUAAGCUUUUAGUUGUGAAUUGACUAUCCAGCGAAAUCUUUCACAGGAAUGUGGUGACUUUUUAUUAUUAAAAGGUUUUCUGAGAAACCUACGUGUCUUCUAAGAGGUCUUCCUGCCAUGACCCAACUGCGAGUAGUAGGCAGGAUGCUGGUGACAGCUCCCUGGAAUGGUACAGUCAUUUCCCCAUCAUGCAAGACACAUGCCACAUGUUGGAGAGCCACCAGAGAGGUCCCACAGGUUUCAGAAAGUCAGUGAAAGAUUUCCAGCACAGAAGAUAACAGCCUUUCCUCGUGCUGUUUAACAGGGCUGGGCUGAUGGUGCAGCUCGAUCCAGAGAGAUCUGGGAGCACCAGCACGUGCUCCAGGAUUUGGUGGCUUGCUGGUUUGGGUUAACCCCGCAGGGUUAAGAAUUCAUUCACUACUUCCCAUCAGCAGGCAGAUGUUCAGCCAUCUCCAGGAAAGCAGGGUCCAUCACAUGGAAUAGUUUCUUGGGAAGAUAAAUGCCAUAGCUCUGGUCUUCCCCUCCUCUUCCUUAUUUCCUCCCCAGUUUUAUCGUUCAGCAUGACGCCAUACAGUGUGGAAUAUCCCUUUGGUUGCUCUGGGCCAGCUGCCCUGGUUCUGUCCCCUCCCAGCUCCUGGGGCACCCCCAGCCUCCUCGCUGGCAGGGCAGCCUUCAUUGGUAGCACUGCUCUGCAACAACUAAAACAUCGGUGUGUUACCAACACUGUUUUCAUCACAAAUCCAAAAGAUAGCACAGUAUGAGCCUCUGUGAAGAGAAAUAACUCUAUCCCAGCCAAAACCAGAACGCUUGCUCCCUGUUCCAGUGUCAGCAGAGAUGCUCAGGAAAGCCUCUGCCAUGCAGAAGCUGCUCUGGAUCUCUUCACUUUGAUGUCCAAAGUUCUGCCCUUCAAAGGUGAGCGUGGUCCCAGUGGCCAAACACAGCAGAUAUGUUUGGAGGGAACUCAGCUUUUUGUGUUAGGGAAAAGUUAGCUGGCUGAGGGGGAAAGCAGACAAUCCAGCCUCUCUCUAGCCCUGAAGGACAAGGUGCCCUGUUACAUCCCCAAAAGGCAGAAAAGGCAUGGCCCUGCUGUUCCCUGCCAUGGAACAUGGUGCAUGGGCUCUGCCAAGCCUCAACGACACGUAGGGCUGCUCAAACACCACUGGUAGUGUGCAGCAAUUAAAGCAAAGAAGAUCCAGCUGACCAGACCAGAGGAAAUCUCUAGGAAAAGUAAAUAAAUGUGCUUGGAGUUGGGGGAGGAGAAGCAGACUUCCCAACACUUUUCCACAUUUGUGGGGAUUUCUGGAAGCAGCCUGACACCAUGUGGUUCCCUGUUGGUGUGUUUGCUGCAGGGUCUGUCCUGGCCAGCUGCACAUGGCUGUGAGUUUUGAGGGGACUCCUGGAACAGCUCGCCACCGUGCUUGUGCCUGCGUGUGCAUGUGUGUGGGUGGCAGGGAUGGUUUGGAUUUGCUCAGGAGUAUGCCCAGAGUUGAGCUUUGUGGGGUUUUGUGCGUGCUGGGAACAAAAGUGUCUUUGAGUCUACCUGGUAUUGAGAGAUGCAGCAAACACUCUGCUGAGAGUUUUCGCUUUGCUGGGGUCUGCUGGGGUCCCGCCUGCUUUCUUGUGUGCCAGCUGAGAAGAUGGGAUGCAGGCUGCUAAAAAUGAGUCAAUGGCUGCUGUCUGUCCAGGAGACGUUUACAGAGAAACUGGGGUAUGGGAGAGUGUGCUAAGUGGUGGAUCUGAAAGACCGUUCUCAGCACUACAGCAGCAUGAUGACAGGUUAUAUGGGCAGAGGGAGCAAAAAGACUGAUGGUGCCCAUCAGUCUAAUGCUGUGGAAGGGUGUAAACACGUGCUGGAGACACUAAACUGAAUUUGGUUGGCAGCACAUACACUUCUGCUUGUCUUGGUGCAAAAGGUGUUUCGGUCACAGGCAUCUCUGAGUCAUGCUUGGAAGUUGUGAGAGGCAGGACACUUUGCUUGCCCUUUCUAAGUAGAGAGUAUUAUAAUAUAUAUAUAAAUAUAUAUAAAAUUAUAACGAUAUAAUAUAAGUAGUGUCCAUUAUAUAUAGUGGCUAAAGGUUGAAAAGGAUCCUGGUACCCCCAAAGAAGUGCCCUGGUGCUACAUGACUUCCAGGGUGUGCAGGACUGUGCGCUGCAUGCGGUGACAUGGGUGGCGACACAGGGUACCCCUCUGAGCGAGUGAUGCUCCAUGAACCAGGGGCCAAAACACACCGCCUUGUAUGGUGGGCAGCCCUCAUGCCUGCCAUCGGAGUUGUAAUAACCAGUGGACAGCCACACACCUCUGUGUGGCGCGGAUCUGGGUCUGGAGACUGCUUGGGUGGUGGCCCUUCGCUAACACAAGUAUGGUGUUGUGUGCUAAUGGCAUGCUUCGAUCCAAAGCAAGUUGUGUUGUGGCAAGGAUAUCUUUGAUGUUUCUCCUUUCCAACACAGAGGUAUUUUCUCAGUGUAGAUCCUCUGUCAGAAGAUGGCUAAACAUCUCCUUACAGCCUGACCAGCUCCAGCAGUAGCUCGAUGGUCCCUUAGCACACCUCUUCCUUCCCUGUAUAGUUUACUGCCCCAUGGCAUGAUCCCACCACUACUCCAUGUGCACAGACAAUGAUGCCCACCUGAGGCCUUGCUCCACACUUCAAUAAACUGCAGUUAAAUUAAUCCUGUGAACACAGUACCAGUCCCUUUGUGGACCUGACGAGUUUGGUUUCGAACAAGCUUCUUCUGGCUUAACUGGCCCGUGCUCCAUCUGCUGGUUUCACAAAGCACACAGGGACCAGCUGGGCAUCUGCCACCACCUGUAAUUCCAUCCAUUUACCAGCUGCUCCAAGGUUCUUUCCUCUUGUUUUAUGUGCCAGUAUCACUGAGAGCAGGGUGGGAGCCCACGGACUCCCUGCUUGCUGGCCCCCAAGGUCUUCUGCAGAACCCUAAAUGAUUUUGUUGCUCUUCCUCAGCCUCUUGCUGAUCUCUGAAGGGCUGAGACCGUGCUGAUGGUAACAGCAGAGCCAGCUGACAUUAAGACAGCAGGAAGGGAGCUACCACAGCAAAUCCAUGGGUAGGUUCCUGGUAGGGACCGAGGUGUGAGCACCUCCUCUUACAGCAGAGCAGGCUGCAGAGGUGAGAUCUUCACGCUGGUGAGGGGACUGCUGUGCUGCCAUCAGCAUGGCCUUGCCAGCACCUGCUCUGCCUCUGGCUUGCCUUGCAUUGCCGCUGCCCUGGGUGCAGAGAGACCUGGCACGGGGUCGCUGAGGGAGGCAGGGGCUGCUGUCUACAUGGCACUCGGGUAAAUGGCUGCUGGGGUGCCAAGGCAGAGGUUCUCGGGCUGGCAUCUGCAGGUGGUGUGAAGAGCUCUGCAGAACAUGGGGGCUAGGCGAGGCGUCCACGUGUAAAACCAGUCCGUGUGUGAAAACCAGUGUCAGUGACACUGCUGUCGUGUGGGACCUGGGCCGCUUCUUCUCCAGAUGGGAAUUGGAGCUGGAAAUGCAGAUAAUUUUGUAUAUCUCCUUUUAACACAUUACCCUGGGACUCUACACUCAGACAUCAUAGCUGGCGCACCGAUGUUGUUUUCCUUCACCUCUUGACACAGUCCAACAAAGUCUUUUGGCCUGCAGACAGGACUCUUGCUCCUUGGUACUGUCUGGGAAUGCGACUGGGUCCCAAGGCUAAAUCUCUCUACAUAUCUCCUUUGCAUUCAUUAGGAAAGCAGCUCAAGAAUGUUUACACACUGCAAACAGAAUGUACAACUCCGACCAGGAACCACAAUCCGGUUCAACUGCAUGGCAAAUUUCUUGGCCAUAAGAUCUGGCAUGCAUCACAGAGGCCCUGUCUGUGUACAGAUCCACCCGGCAUUUGUCAUAACUUCAGAUCACGUCUUAAAAAAAAAAAAAUAAACGAUGAUGCCAUUUCUUGUUCAUACCAGACACAGUUGUCAUUAGAUUUGUUAUUAAAAGGGGGUUUCUUGAUCAUGCCAUUAAAAGCCUGUCUACCUUUU
This is a messenger RNA of Cygnus olor (mute swan), 11319 nucleotides long. RefSeq names its product tau tubulin kinase 1 (gene TTBK1). The transcript has 17 exons. Gene Ontology annotation, molecular function: protein serine/threonine kinase activity; ATP binding. Lineage: Eukaryota; Metazoa; Chordata; Aves; Anseriformes; Anatidae. Gene Ontology annotation, biological process: peptidyl-serine phosphorylation; peptidyl-tyrosine phosphorylation; signal transduction. Gene Ontology annotation, cellular component: nucleus; cytoplasm. The record is from RefSeq and is a predicted model, not a curated record. Bases 553 to 4599 code for a protein of 1348 amino acids.